ACAAGCGUCCACAUCUUUCUCUUCUUCCUCUUUCCCAAGCAACACUGUAACCGCCGCGAAGAGCUUGCAGCUCAGCUUCCAAUGGCGGAAACCGAAACCAGCAACGUAGCCAUCGUCUCACUCUACUCCAACUACCUCCGCAACCGUCUUCGCGCUUUCUACCCCUUCCAUCCAUCCAAUCUUCUCCGCUUUCUCUCCAACCUCGCCGCUCCUUUCCGAUCAAUCCACCACCGACAAUGCAUACCUCUUCCUCUCCCUUCCAAUUUCCGCGACUCUUCCAUGAUCAUAAAGGAAUCUAGAGUGCAUGGUGUAUUGGAGGAUAUACUGGAACAUGUUUUGUUGAACUUGCAUAGUAUAGAGAAGAAUCUCCAGUUUUGGCAAUCUAAAUCAGAGAAAUCGGAUGCUAGUAAAGCUUAUUUCAUGGUUUUUGAGAGGGGUCCGAGCGCUUUUAUCAACGAAACAGCUAAGUUGUUGCGUGGAAAUGCUGCUCAAGCAUCUUUGGUGCAGAAUCUUUGCCAGACUGCGUCUGUUUACAUACAUGAGAGGGUAACGGUUUUGAGUAGCUUGAGAUAUGCUCUGGCAACAUUCUUAGCUCAGUUUUAUGUGGAAGUUGAUAAAAUUGGAGAGGAGUUGGUGAAAGAUCCACAGCAUAAGCUGCCUUUAUUGUUGGUUAGGCUUAAUGAAAUGUUCUCAAUAUUAGAAAGUUCAAUCGGUCACCUACAUGCAGCACAUCAGACUGAUUCUUCUGUUGAUGGAAGCUAUUCAAUUCCACUACUGUUUAAGAAGCUGCCGGAAAUAAAUCAGGAGGAUUCCCAGUGGACAGAUUGUGAAAUCAGGGAUGCUAUCAAUUCUAUAUAUCAAAAUUUACAAAAGCUGGAUUCUUACAUAUCUGUUCUUGUUACCAACCACAGAAAACCAAGAAAAAUAACCCAAUAUUGGAUCGGCUAUACAUGUGGUGCAAUUGGUCUGUCUGCCUGUUCCAUUUGGCUCUUGCGACAUAGUAGUUUGAUGGGAAGUUCUGAUCUUGAUAAUUGGGUUCAAAAAGCAAAGGAUUCUACAGUUGGCUUUUAUAAGGAUCACGUGGAACAACCGAUUUUGUCCAUCAAAGAUGAUCUAUUCGAGACAUUCAAGAAGCAGAGUAUUAUGGACCCUGCAGAGCUGGAGUUGACUUCUGACAAACUGCACAGAAUGUUGUUGGCUUUCAGCGAGAGGGCAAAGGGUCAGAAGUUUCCAGAGAAUGCUUCAGAUCAGGAAAUGCUCGAGAUAGUCAUGUCUAGGUAUGAGAAGGAAAUCAGGCAUCCUAUUCAAAACCUUAUAGGUGGAGAGUUGGCAGAGGCUCUGCUUAUUCAGAUUCAGAAGCUUAAAUUGGAUAUUGAAACGGCAAUGCUGGAGCUGGACCAAAUUCUACGAGCAAAUGAAAUUAACUUUGCAAUUCUAGCUGCAUUACCUGCUUUCAUUCUCUCUCUCUUACUCAUCAUGUUAGUGCGUGCAUGGUUGAAACAGGAUAAGAAAGCUGAGGGAAGAGGUAGAAUUGCUCGGAUUCAGAGGAGGCUAGUUGUUAUAGAGGUUGAAAAGAGGAUUAUGCAGUACCAAAAUUUUGUUGAGCAAGGAUCGGAGAAAGAUGCACAAUGUAUGUUUGGAUUGGUACUCUAUAGCUUGAAUAGCCUGUAUUAUUCUGUCAAGAAACAUGCAGAAGAUUCUGGGGAGUGGCAUUGUUUGCGAGAGGAUUUAAUUGAUUUGGCUAGGCCUGGCCUGCAAACUGGUUACAAGUUAACUGUGACUUCGCGCAUGAAGAGGGAUUAUGACUGCAUAGUUCCGAUGUUGAGACGCCGAUAGCACAUCAGUUAACUUUCCUUCUCAAGGUUUCAAUGCCAUCUUUUAUUCAACUUGAUACCCAAUUUUGUUUUGGAUGCCAGGCACAUAUACAUAUUCGUUGGCCGAUCACAAUAUUUUUUUUUCCCACACCAUAGUUAGAUCAAGGAUUUGGAUAGUUAAAUUGAUUCCAAAUCAUGUUAUGAGAGGAUGAUGUAUGUUGAUAUUAGUCAAAAUUUUACUUUCUAUGAAAUUGCGGAAUAUAUUUCUGGGGUUGUGUUUUCACGCUCUCAGGAAGUUCAGUUGUUAAAAAAUCAUGUGAAAGAGAGUUGCUCGAUAUGGGCGCAAUUCUAAUACAAUUGAAAUAUGUUUCAUUUUUUCA
Messenger RNA from Arachis stenosperma, 2194 nucleotides. RefSeq names its product protein DGS1, mitochondrial. The coding region runs from base 82 to 1836 and encodes 584 amino acids. The transcript has 14 exons. The record is from RefSeq and is a predicted model, not a curated record. NCBI's taxonomy places the organism in Eukaryota, Viridiplantae, Streptophyta, Magnoliopsida, Fabales, Fabaceae. Gene Ontology annotation, cellular component: mitochondrial outer membrane.